Messenger RNA from Cyclopterus lumpus (lumpfish), 1634 nucleotides. It is a transcript of the gene tent5c, whose product is annotated as terminal nucleotidyltransferase 5C. Lineage: Eukaryota; Metazoa; Chordata; Actinopteri; Perciformes; Cyclopteridae. The record is from RefSeq and is a predicted model, not a curated record. Bases 312 to 1463 code for a protein of 383 amino acids. Gene Ontology annotation, molecular function: poly(A) RNA polymerase activity; RNA binding. Gene Ontology annotation, biological process: mRNA stabilization. The transcript is spliced from 2 exons.
AGACACGCGGAGGGACGGAGAGGGAGGGAGGGAGGGUGGUGGUGGUGGGGGGACUGUAUCGCGCCACGGCUUUGCACCUAUUCCGGCGGGUCGUGCUUCGGCCGUAUAAAGCAGGCGUGUCUCCGCGUGUGGUUCAAUCACUGAGUCCGCAGCUUUACGUCUCGUCUCCGGGACGCUGGAUUAUGUGGAGCCCGCUGCACGUUAACAUCUUCUCUUUCUGACUUUGGACGCUUCCAGAAGACGCUUUUUUUUUUUUUUUAGGGGGUGUGUGGAGGAGAACAUUUGAUCUGAACUUUUUUCCCCGUGAGAAGAUGGAGAACAAGGAGGAGCCAAAGAGCUGUUCGGUCAGUGUCCUUACCUGGGAGCAGGUGAGCCGGCUGAACGAGGUCCUGACGGAGGUGGUGCCCGUCCACGGGCGGGGGAACUUCCCGACCUUGGAGGUGCGCCUGAAGGACAUCGUGGCCCGCGUGCGCUCCCGCCUGGAGCGGCGCGGCAUCGCCGUGAAGGACGUGCGGCUCAACGGCUCCACGGCGAGCCACGUGCUGGUGCAGGACGUGGGCUGGAGCUACAAGGACCUGGACAUCAUCUUCAGGGUGGACCUGCCGCACGAGGCCGAGUUCCGGCUCGUAAAGGACGUGGUGCUGGGCACCCUGCUGGACUUCCUGCCCGAGGGCGUGAACAAGGAGAAGAUCACGCCCGUGACCUUGAAGGAGGCGUACGUCCAGAAGCUGGUGAAGGUCAACACGGAGCAGGACCGCUGGAGCCUCAUCUCGCUCUCCAACAACGACGGCCGCAACGUGGAGCUGAAGUUCGUGGACUCGAUCCGCCGGCAGUUCGAGUUCAGCGUGGACUCCUUCCAGAUCGUGCUGGACUCCAUGCUCGCCUACUACGAGCUGGCGCCGACGCCGAUGACGCCGGCGUUCCACCCGACGGUGCGCGGCGAGAGCGUCUACGGCGACUUCGACGUGGCGCUCGGCCACCUGUUCGGCCGGCUCAUCGCCACCAAGCGGCCGGAGGAGAUCCGCGGCGGCGGCCUGCUGAAGUACUGCAACCUGCUGGUGCGAGACUUCAGGCCCGCCAGCGAGGAGGAGUUCAAGGCCCUGGAGCGCUACAUGUGCUCCCGCUUCUUCAUCGACUUCCCCGACAUCGGCGAGCAGCAGCGCAAGGUGGAGGCCUACCUGCAGAGCCACUUCGUCGGCGAGGAGAAGAGCAAGUACGACUACCUCGUGAUCCUGCGGCGGGUGGUGGACGAGAGCACGGUGUGCCUCAUGGGCCACGAGCGGCGCCAGACGCUGCACCUCAUCUCGCUGAUGGCCUUCCGGGUGCUGGCGGAGCAGAACGCCAUCCCCGACGCGUCCUGCGUCACCUGCUACUACCAGCCGGCGCCGUACGUCCGGGACCACAACUUCAGCAACUACUACGUGGCCAACCAGAACAUUCCAACAUGGCUGCCGUGUAACUGACGCAAAUAAAACGGCAUUUAAAAAAAAUUUAAAAAAAACACACACGAUUGGAAAGUGCUGCUGCUUUUUUGAGAAGAGAAGGCAUUAAAGAAAAAUAAAUAAAAUCUCCCCUGGAAAAAAAAAAAUAUAUUGAGGCAAUAAAUACUUUGUUCCUCUCGAGGCACAAUUCUA